This is a messenger RNA of Leguminivora glycinivorella, 1806 nucleotides long. RefSeq lists its product as uncharacterized. Gene Ontology annotation, molecular function: metal ion binding. The record is from RefSeq and is a predicted model, not a curated record. NCBI's taxonomy places the organism in Eukaryota, Metazoa, Arthropoda, Insecta, Lepidoptera, Tortricidae. Bases 57 to 1352 code for a protein of 431 amino acids. The transcript is spliced from 8 exons.
CCGCCCACUUGUUGAAUAACGUCUUCAUCUUACGCGCUGGGAGCUUCUGGGACGUCAUGCGCUCCAUUACUUGCCUGUGGAAGACACAUUAUGUGUUAAAUAAUGAUACAAUGUUGCAAGAUCCUGACAAUUGUCGGAGACUCGGAGUUGGUGAACAGUCCAUCAAAUUUCGGUCUUCGCCCAAUUUUAAAAAUAUGAAAAAGUACUUGAAAUAUAAAAGUCAGUCUCCGCCAAACGGUAACUGUGAGACUACACCAAGUACAUCAGACAGCCCACCCAGGAAUAACCAGCCGAUGGAAAAGGAAGAGCAGCCUUCACCUGUGAAAGCGGUCAUCCAUCCUCCUUUACCUUUAGAACCGCCACCCCCAGAAAAAGAGCCUGUUAUGCCAGUGCCUAUUAAAAAUGAAAUAAUUGAUGAAUACCCUGACCAGGAAAGCGGACAAGAAUCUCCAAGUCUAUCAACAACUGAACUAUCAGCAGCAGGAGCAGAAGAUACUUCACUAAGAUUAAAUGAAGAGCAAGACAGCCAGGUUACAGAAAGGCCAAAAGUGACUGUGUGUAGGGAUUUCAUUAGGGGUACAUGUGUUAGAGUAGGAUGCAAAUAUGCACAUCAAAGGGACCUGUCACAGUUAACUGGGGUGUAUACCUUUUGCCGCAAUUAUCAAAAUACAGUAUGCACUUUACCAUUAUGCAAGUAUGUCCAUGCUACAGUAUUUGAAGAGCAAGAGUUCUAUAGGACAGGGGUUCUACCAGCACACGCCCAGUACCAUCUAAAAAAAGCUUUCUAUAUGCUGCCACCACCACCUCCGCCUCCGCCACCAGAAGUAAACUCGAGUCCUCCAUGCACUCCAGAGGUGCUUAACGCAGUUUCCCUUCGCCGAAACCCUUCAGAAAAACCUUUAAUAAGCUGUGUGCCUGUCUCUAAAUUGGAGUGUAAACCAGCCGAGAAUGAUUUCAGGCAUAUGAUUCAAGCCAUUACUUCCCCACUGAAGAGAGAUUGGAACUCAAUAGACCCAUUCAGCUCCCCGCCGCGCGACCUCGACCACAAACUACUCUUCACAAAAAAAUGCAAAGUUUGCGACAGUACGGACAUCAGACUUCAAUAUAAUAAGGAAAAACUUGAGGCUAUAGAGAAGACUACUAAAGAACUGAAACUUAAAACCAAGCUUCUCGAUCAGAAGAGUCAAAAUCUUUUCACCAUCCUCUUUACAGUCAUAAAAGAGCAGGCGGAGUCAGUUAACGGGUACAACAAAUUAAAAGCAAGGCUGAACAUGUGCGGGGAAAAAGAAAGGGAAGUACUACAGAACAUCAUUGACAACCACAGCACUCAAGUCAGAAGCAACAUCAUGUAAGCUAAAGCCAUAUUUAGUAUUAAUAUGUAAUUAUUAGGAUGACCACCAAUGUGUCUUCCACCAUUACAAUACAAAGCGCGGAUGACUUACAAUAUAUUACCGGUAAUUUUUAGGCAGAAAUUGCGCGAGAUAUUCACCUAAAGUUUAGCGGCGGCGUCUAUGUUGAACGGUAUAGAGACGGACUUAAUUUCAAAUUUUAGUGCCUAACGUACAGAUGUAUUGCGAAAAACGUAUUUUCACGGAACUCACGAACUUGUGUUAUUUCAGUCAGUCUCAGAAGACAGAAGUACUAACGUACGUUGACCGAACUAGCAUAACACGUUCGUGAGUUUCCGUGAAAACAAGAAAAGAAUUCAUUUCGCACUACAUCUAUAAGUGCUUACAAAAAUAUAGUCAUAAUAAAUAGCCAUUAACCACAUAUUUAUGUAUUACAUAAUUGUGUCGCUUAACUUCA